AUGCACUACAUCACCUUCCUUGCGGUUUCUGCGCCACUACUCGUAUCACUCCUGUGUGUGAGCAUUGACAUCUCCGACGGGCUGACUCACUCGCUGUUCAUUGCCGCAGCAGCGUCUUUCAGCGGCUUCAUCAUGUGGAUGCGCUCGCGCUACCUCGCCACCCUGUACCUGAGCGAGCGCCAGGCACGCCAGCGGCACUUCACGGAUGCUUUGCGCCGGCAGUUCAGUGAUGGGGCCGACGCUGCGGUGCGGGAGGCCGCAGCUCCGCGCGCUGGUGGCGGGGUGACCGAUGCAGACGCAAAGCAGGUCUCGCCUGUGUCGCAGCCACCGCGAACAGUGGCGCGUCUCUCGCCAGUGCUGCCGGCCUUCAUGGCGUGCUGCUUUUUUUUACUGAGCGUCCUCUUCACCAUUUCCGCCGCACUGCACGCCAUUUGGUAUGUGCGAAGCCUCGAGGCCGAGCAGCCGUGA
Molecule: messenger RNA, 468 nt
Organism: Leishmania braziliensis MHOM/BR/75/M2904
Lineage: Eukaryota; Euglenozoa; Kinetoplastea; Trypanosomatida; Trypanosomatidae
Exons: 1
Coding region: 1-468 (155 amino acids)
Source: RefSeq, a predicted model, not a curated record